Molecule: messenger RNA, 2931 nt
Organism: Erinaceus europaeus (western European hedgehog)
Lineage: Eukaryota; Metazoa; Chordata; Mammalia; Eulipotyphla; Erinaceidae
Gene: SMAP2
Product: small ArfGAP2
Exons: 10
Coding region: 407-1696 (429 amino acids)
Molecular function (GO): GTPase activator activity
Source: RefSeq, a predicted model, not a curated record
AGGAAGAGCUGCCGGAAGUAGGCGGCUGAGGUGGUGGAGGAGCAGGCGCUAGCUGCCAGGGAAACCGCGGCGCUGCACUGUUGCCCCGCUGACAGGCAGGCCGGAGAGUUGUCUCCGUGCCCGGCACCCAGAGGGAUCAGCCUCUGUGCCUAGAUUAAGGGUGGCUGGUCUGGCAGCCUCCUCUGGACUCGUUUUUUCUCGGAGUCGGUGGGAGGGGGCUGAGGGGCUGUAGGGUGCGGCGUAGGAGCGGCUGCGAGAGCCGGGCGGCCGGCCGUGGAGGGGGCGCUCCGCCGGGCCCUGGAGGUGCCCCAGAGCGGGGACCCGGAGCCCUCCCCACCGACCCGAGGCGGGGGCUGCUGGGGGCCAGGAGGGCGCGUCGCCCUCUGCCCCCGCCGGCACCCUGGCCAUGACGGGCAAGUCGGUGAAGGACGUGGACCGGUACCAGGCGGUGCUGGCCAACCUGCUGCUGGAAGAGGAUAACAAGUUCUGUGCGGACUGCCAGUCGAAAGGGCCACGAUGGGCUUCCUGGAACAUUGGAGUAUUCAUCUGUAUUCGGUGUGCUGGAAUCCACAGAAAUCUAGGGGUGCAUAUAUCCAGGGUAAAAUCAGUUAAUCUUGACCAGUGGACUCAAGAACAGAUUCAGUGCAUGCAAGAAAUGGGGAAUGGAAAGGCAAACCGACUUUAUGAAGCCUAUCUUCCUGAGACCUUCCGAAGACCUCAAAUAGACCCAGCUGUUGAGGGAUUUAUUCGAGAUAAAUAUGAGAAGAAGAAAUACAUGGACCGAAGUCUGGACAUCAGCGCCCUUAGGAAAGAAAAAGAUGACAAGUGGAAAAGAGGGAAUGAGCCAGCUGCAGAGAAAAAGAUGGAACCUGUUGUUUUUGAGAAAGUUAAAAUGCCACAGAAAAAAGAAGAUCCACAGCUACCUCGGAAAAGCUCCCCGAAAUCCACAGCACCUGUUAUGGAUUUGUUGGGCCUUGAUGCACCUGUGGCUUGCUCCAUUACAAAUAGUAAGACCAGCAAUACCCUAGAGAAGGAUUUAGAUCUAUUGGCCUCUGCUCCAUCACCCUCAUCUUCAGUUCCCAGAAAGGUUAUAGGUUCCAUGCCAACUGCAGGGAGUGCUGGCUCUGUUCCUGAAAACCUGAACCUGUUUCCAGAGCCAGGAAGCAAAUCAGAAGAAACAGGCAAGAAACAGCUCUCUAAGGAUUCUAUCCUUUCUCUGUACGGAUCCCAGACACCUCAAAUGCCCACCCAAGCAGUGUUCAUGGCUCCUGCUCCGAUGGCAUAUCCCACAGCCUACCCCAGCUUCCCUGGGGUCACACCUCCUAACAGCAUAAUGGGAAGCAUGAUGCCCCCACCAGUAGGCAUGGUAGCUCAACCAGGAACAUCUGGGAUGGUUGCCCCCAUGCCCAUGCCUGCAGGCUAUAUGGGUGGAAUGCAGGCAUCGAUGAUGGGUGUGCCAAAUGGCAUGAUGACCACCCAGCAGGCUGGCUACAUGGCAGGCAUGGCACCUAUGCCUCAGACUGUGUAUGGAGUUCAGCCGGCUCAGCAGCUGCAGUGGAACCUUACUCAGAUGACCCAGCAGAUGGCUGGAAUGAACUUCUGUGGAGCCAAUGGCAUGCUGAGCUAUGGACAGUCGAUGAACGGUGGAAAUGGACAGGCAGCAAAUCAGACUCUCAGCCCUCAGAUGUGGAAAUAAAAAUAAACACCUGUAUGGCUAUCACUCUCCUUGCCACCCUCCUACUCCUCUUUCUCUCACUCCCUCUACUCCUGUCCCCUUGCCCACCUCUCUGUUUGGUUGAAAAAUCACUCAAUUCGUCAUUUGGAAUUUGCCAUUCAGUCCAGCCCAGCCACUUCCAAACAUGCAGGCCUCUCUGUAGCUUUAUGUUGUACAUAUCCCCAAGCCAUCCUACUCUCUUCACAGCCAUAGCUCAAGUUCCUCUCCUGGCACCAGCACCUUAGAAACUGUUGGCAGAAGGCAAUUGAACUGAGAGGAAUGUGUAUACUCUUGAGUACCUUCCCUGCAAGUUUAAUCCCCUUAGUAGACAAUGAGAGAGGUGUGUAGGUGCUGUGUCUUAGGCAAAGGGGAGAGAGUACUCGGAGUUCCUUCUAUACAUAUGUGUGUGUGUUCUAUGUGUUUAACAUUUUUUUUUUUUUUGAAGAAGAGACAUCAUGACUGAUGAAAGUGCUGGUGCCAAAUUAAAUACUCCUUGGGUCUUAAAUCAGUUUGGUCUUAGCCCUGCGGUUGAGACAAAUUGCCUCCGGUGAGGAAAAACAAAAUUAUCAUUACUUUGUUCUAAAUUUCUUUCUGGAUCUGAGGCUUCAGGACUUACUCACUGCUUCAGCCAUCUUUCAGAGCACCAAAGACAUUAUGAAACUCCCACACAAAAACACAUGUAGCCAUUCCCCACCUGCCUCCUGCCUCCUGCAGGAUCUGACUUCAUGACUGGAGGAUCACUCUCUCCAGGGGGAAUGCACAGCUCAAUUUGUGUGUGCUUUGUGCACGCAGGGUGUGGGUAUGUAUUCUGCCUCCUCUUCUCUCCCCCUGUGCUCUGGGAGUGUAUAUUUUUUGUUUUCUUUUAGGUUCACAACAGAGAGAAAUUAAUUUAUCACCAACCUAAAACUAUUCCAGUUUUUUGUGUAGUUUACAACAAUUUCAAUCUCAUCAAUAACUCCUUCCCCCCUCCGCCCCCCACCACCAAUCUACCGAUGACUGUCAUGCCUACAUAUCCUGGGCUACUCUGUUUUCCCCACCUGUCCCAGGUAGUUGAGGUAGAGAGCCUGCACAGCUUUCCUCUCAGUCAUUGUUCAUCUCACUUGAAAAUUAAAACAAGAAAACUUUGCUUAAAAGAGUUCAUCUAUGGAAACCAUAAUUUCUGGUUGCCUUUCUUCUGUGUAUGUGUAAAUUCCUUAAUAAAUAUUGCAGGGAAGGAU